UUGAGUUUUUUUGUCCUCCCCUCUCUCUUCUCUCUCACACACACACAUCCCCUUUCUCACUCUCUCCGUCUCUGUCUUUUCCCGUGCAACAGUGUGCAAUCCGUCUUUCCCCCACUAGACAGACAAAGCGAAAUAGCGACUGAGACGAAUAGGAGGGGAAGAGGGAACAGAAAGGAGUAGAGACGGGGAGAGAGGGAAGGGCUGAUACAUAAAGAGGCACAGAGGAAUUGAUGGAAUGACAGUCUGGUGUCAGGGGACACACUGACAGAGAGAGAGAGAGAGAAGAAAAAGGGAGGGUGUGCAUGGUAGAGGGAGAAAGAGAGAUACACGGGAUGUAAAAUAGGCAGCUUCAGUGACAGCGUAGACAAAGGUAGCUUCAGAGUGCAUGUGCGCCCUCUAUUUCAUUCACACUCUUUCUUUCACACGCACGUAGAAAUUCUCCCUCUCUCUCUUUCUCACUCACUCACUAACUCACACAGACACACGCACACACCCUCGAGCAGAAGCAGCAGAGCUGAGUGGGUGUGAGGCAGCAUGAGAAGUGAUAUCUGUACUUCCACACAUACAGCUGGUUGAUGGACUAACUUAAUUACAUCACACACACACACACACCUAGUGCACGCACACUCACUAGCACACCUUGAUUAGAGGCGGGCAGAAACACACGUAUACACACACAAACGCAAGAGCAUACACAACGUGUCUGCAGCCAGAAGUCAACAUGGGUCUUGUGAUGGGAACCUUUUCCAUGCAAACCAAGCAGGUGAACUACCACAAAGACAGAGCUGACGAUGACUUGGACAUGACGAUGGUGUCCCAUCGACCGGAGGGCCUCGACAAGCUAGAAGCUCAAACCAACUUCAGCAAAAGAGAGCUCCAAGUGUUGUACCGGGGCUUUAAGAAUGAGUGUCCAAGUGGGGUUGUAAAUGAAGAAACCUUCAAGCAGAUAUACUCCCAGUUCUUCCCUCAUGGAGAUGCCAGCACCUAUGCACACUUCCUGUUCAAUGCAUUUGACUCAGCACAUACCGGCUCCAUAAAGUUUGAGGACUUUGUGACAGCUCUGUCCAUCCUGCUGAGGGGCUCCGUCACGGAGAAGCUACAGUGGACCUUCAACCUUUAUGAUAUCAACAGAGAUGGAUACAUCAACAAAGAGGAGAUGACGGACAUCGUCAGAGCGAUAUAUGACAUGAUGGGGAAGUACACUUACCCUGUGUUGAAAAAUGAUGCACCCAAACAGCAUGUGGAUGCCUUCUUUCAGAAAAUGGACAAAAACAGAGACGGUGUGGUCACUCUGGAUGAAUUCAUCUUUUCUUGCCAAGAGGAUGAAAACAUCAUGAGGUCUCUACAGCUCUUUGAAAAUGUCAUCUAGACAACAGAGACGAGGGAGACGGUGCAACAGAUAGAAGCACAGAGCGAGAAAAGAACAAAGAAGAAAGAGAAGAAAGAGUGCAUAUGAUCGAGAAAGGGAACAGGAUGGCUGAAACAAAGAUCUUGUCGCUUUGUGCGGGACGAUUGCCACAGAACUUCAUGGAAGGCGUCUUCCUGUAACAAAUCCGCGACCACAAAAACCAUCACUGGUUUUUGGAAAAUGUCCUUAACACCCUAAACGCUUCAUUUGACCUCCCUGUGACCAUUUACCGUGUCCCCAUCUCCCUCGUUUGUUGUCAUUACUGUUUGUACUGACAUUGUGUAAAUACUGAUCCUCUCACAUUUGGUCCAAUACUUUUUUUUGAAGUAUGUAAACUGAACCACAUUAUCAAGCAGGACUGGAAUUCCUCAGAUAAGCUUAGCAGUGAGAUCAAACAAAUGCAAACUGUGUGCAUUAGAGGCUUAAAUAAUGGCAUCAUGAAUUUUCUGUGUCAAUACAACAAAUGUGAGCAAUAUUGUGAAGCAUGCAAGACAGAGGCCUACGGCAUAUUUAACGUAUGUGUGUGCCAUAAAAGAAACUCGGUGGCAAUAUACUCUUGCUAAAGUGCAUACAUUUGGGAAGCCACGGCCUGGAUGCAGCAUCUCACACCUCAUCUGUUUAGAGACGUCCACUAAAUUCAGACUCAGGCCUGUAAAGGUUUGCAGAGCUGAAUUUGGCCUCAGACAGCUUGCAGCAGUCUUGCGUCUUGUGACAGCUUCUUCAAAAGCCCUCUUUAACUCCUACUGUUUGUUCCAGUGGUGUCAGUCAGUGUUUCAGUGUUGUAAUGCCUUGACUGUAGAUAUUUAACUGUCGUAUCUCUGGCUUCUUUACACUGUAUGGAAUCAUUUGUGUCUUGUCUGUGUGUUUCUCGUUCUGACUAUCUGUCUAUCUUUCUGUCAAAUGUCAAAUUGGAUUUUAACUGUAAUUAGUCUACCUUUAAAUUAAGAGUCCAUUUAGACGUUUACUGGGACACAGACGCAGAGUGAUAAAGGGACAAGCAUGUGUUUGUGUGUGUGUGUGUGUGUGUGUGGUGUCCUGAUGUAAAGUUUCUGUUUGCCUGAAUCAAACUGAGUGUUAUUCUUUUAGCAUGUAGCUUCUUCUUGUGGAUGUCAGUUCAGAUCAACUGAUUGUGUUUCUGCUAGAGAGGAGAGUUUUGUCAGCA
Messenger RNA from Larimichthys crocea (large yellow croaker), 2570 nucleotides. It is a transcript of the gene kcnip1a, whose product is annotated as Kv channel interacting protein 1 a. Bases 722 to 1369 code for a protein of 215 amino acids. Lineage: Eukaryota; Metazoa; Chordata; Actinopteri; Sciaenidae. The transcript has 8 exons. The record is from RefSeq and is a predicted model, not a curated record. Gene Ontology annotation, molecular function: calcium ion binding; transmembrane transporter binding; potassium channel regulator activity. Gene Ontology annotation, cellular component: voltage-gated potassium channel complex. Gene Ontology annotation, biological process: regulation of potassium ion transmembrane transport.